Molecule: messenger RNA, 1014 nt
Organism: Papilio xuthus (Asian swallowtail)
Lineage: Eukaryota; Metazoa; Arthropoda; Insecta; Lepidoptera; Papilionidae
Product: clavesin-1
Exons: 6
Coding region: 131-1006 (291 amino acids)
Cellular component (GO): membrane
Molecular function (GO): phosphatidylinositol bisphosphate binding
Source: RefSeq, a predicted model, not a curated record
UAACCGCUCGGUCGCUGCGCGCGCGCACACUUGCUCUACUCUCUCACUGCCGUGCUAUCGAUUUCCCGCCCUUUCGUUUCGACCGGCGCGCGAGUUUCCCGCGAGUGAGACGGCGCAGUAAUACGUCACAAUGAGUAGCAGUGAAUUUAAGCUAGAGCGCAAUGUCGAGUUAUCGCCGGAGACAAAAGCAAUCGCUGAACAGGAGUUAAGAGAGACACCGGAGAGAGUCCGCGAGGCGCUCGAACGUCUCAGAGAAUUGCUGAAGGAGAACAAGGAUAUCUACUUCGGAGAUGAUGACGAGCUACUAACCAUUUUCCUUCGACCCUGUAAAUGGUAUCCGGAAAGCGCACUGGCACUCAUGCGGCGUAUUGCUGAAUUCAAACGAGACAAUGCGAGCCUACUAAAUGGUCUGGUGCCUGAACACGAGAAAGAAGCCUUCCUUGAACAUAAAGUCGUGAAUGUAAUGAAGGGACGCGACCAAAAAGGAAGGAGGUUGCUGAUUGUUAACGUCGGAGGUUCAUGGAACCCAAAGAAAGUGAAUGCGGACCAGCUGUUCAGAUUGUUCUACCUGAUCCAUUUGGCCGCUAUGCUGGAGCCGGAGUCCCAGGUCAGGGGGACGGUGGUCUUGAUGGACUUCUACAAUAUGGGCUGGUCACAGACAAUGGGUCUGACGCCUUCCUUCUCGAAACGUCUUUUGACCUUCAUCCAGGACGCGAUGCCGCUUAGGCUGAAGGAGGUGCACUUCGUCAAGCAACCAAGGAUCUUUGAUGUCGUGUGGAGAAUGUUCAAGCCCUUCAUCAGGGACAAGCUCAGGAAUAGAAUCUUCUUCCAUGGCUCGGAUAUGUCGUCGCUACACAAGCACUUGUCGCCGAGCCACCUACCUGCAGACUACGAGGGCCAGCUGCCAGCCAUAGACUACUCUGGCGCAGAGUGGUACCCCGUCAUCCAGCACGUCAUGCCACACAUAGACAAUUGGAACACAUACGGUUUCGUCAAGAAACCAUAGACUAUAAA